Molecule: messenger RNA, 894 nt
Organism: Penicillium manginii
Lineage: Eukaryota; Fungi; Ascomycota; Eurotiomycetes; Eurotiales; Aspergillaceae
Product: F1F0 ATP synthase subunit gamma
Exons: 5
Coding region: 1-894 (297 amino acids)
Biological process (GO): proton motive force-driven ATP synthesis
Molecular function (GO): proton-transporting ATP synthase activity, rotational mechanism
Source: RefSeq, a predicted model, not a curated record
AUGUUCUCUCGUGCCGUUCGCCCGGCCGUUCGGGCUGGUAGCGCUGCCAUCGCUCGCACCGCCCCGCCCAAUGCCGCCAACUUCGCGACUCUGCGUGAGAUCGAGGGCCGUCUCAAGUCCAUCAAGAACAUCGAGAAGAUCACCAAGACCAUGAAGAUUGUUGCCUCCACCCGUCUUACCCGUGCCCAGAAGGCCAUGGACGAGUCCCGCGCCUACGGUCAGACCUCCAACACUGUUUUCGAGCAGGCCGAGACCAAGCCUCUGGAGGACCAGAAGACCCUUUACGUCGUUGCUAGCUCCGACAAGGGUCUUUGCGGUGGUAUUCACUCCGGUUUGAGCAAGGCCACCCGCCGCCUGUUGGCCAACGACCCCAACGCCGACAUCGUCAUUCUCGGCGAGAAGGCCAAGGCCCAGCUCUCCCGUUUCGCCCCGGAGAAGAUCCUCCUGACCUUCUCCAACGUCUGCAAGGAUAUCCCCACCUUCGCCGAUGCCCAGGCCAUCGCCGACCAGAUCAGCCUGCUGCCCACCGACUACAGCAGCGUCAAGAUCAUCUACAACAGCUUCCUGAACGCCCAGAGCUACGAGGCCACCGUCCUCGAGGCUUUCUCCGAGGAGGCUAUCACCCAGUCCGCCAACAUCUCCGCUUUCGAGAUUGACGAUGAGGCCCUUGCCAGUCUCCGCGAGUACGCUCUUGCCAACAACCUGUUCUGGGCCAUGGCUGAGGGCCACGCCUGCGAGAUUUCCGCUCGUCGCAACGCCAUGGAGAACGCCUCCAAGAACGCUGGUGACAUGAUCAACAAGUUCCAGAUUCUCUACAACCGUCAGCGUCAAGCCACUAUCACUGGUGAGCUGGUUGAGAUUAUCACCGGUGCCACCGCCUCUGCCGACCUGUAG